UGGUGGAAAAGGGAAAAGAUUUCAUCAAAAAAUGGCCCGCAUCAAUGCAGAAGUAGAGUCAGAUAGGCGCUUGAAAGAUAUGCACUUUGACAAGCUGUUUGGAGACGUGUUGGAGGCAUUAAUGGGGGCAGUGUUCGUAGAUUCAGACUUUGAUAUAAGAGGAUGUAAGACGGUCUUCUUAGAUGCUCUGAUGCCUGUCUAUGUUUGAAAUAUUUGAGCCUUUUUCACCUUGAUCAACAUCGUAGCAGUAGCUUUUAAUAGAAAAAUCU
Messenger RNA from Lobosporangium transversale, 269 nucleotides. RefSeq lists its product as hypothetical. The coding region runs from base 32 to 208 and encodes 58 amino acids. Gene Ontology annotation, molecular function: ribonuclease III activity. Gene Ontology annotation, biological process: RNA processing. Lineage: Eukaryota; Fungi; Mortierellomycota; Mortierellomycetes; Mortierellales; Mortierellaceae. The record is from RefSeq and is a predicted model, not a curated record. The transcript has 2 exons.